CAGGCCCGCGCGGCUCCGAGUCCCGAGGCUGGGCACCCGGAGCUGGGAGCCGCGGGCGGCGGUCCCGGCUGCGCCAUGCGGGUGCACCUGGGAGCGCUGGCGGGCGCGGCGGCGCUGACCGGGGCGCUCAGCUUCGUGCUCCUGGCGGCCGCCAUCGGCACGGACUUCUGGUACAUCAUUGACACCGAGCGGCUGGAGCGGGGCGGCCCGGGCGUGCGGGGCCGGGCGGGAGCCGCCAACCGCAGCCAGCUCGAACCUCUGAGCUCGCACUCCGGCCUCUGGCGCACCUGCCGGGUCCAGAGCCCGUGUGCGCCGCUGAUGAACCCCUUCUGGCAGGAAAACGUGACCGUCGGCGACUCAAGCCGGCAACUUCUCACCAUGCACGGGACAUUUGUGAUUCUGCUGCCGCUCAGCCUUAUCCUGAUGGUUUUUGGGGGGAUGACGGGGUUUCUGAGCUUCCUCCUUCGAGUCUCCAUCCUCCUCCUGCUCACGGGGACCCUCUUCCUCUUUGGAGCCUUGGUGACCCUCGCUGGAAUGAGCGUCUACAUCGCGUACUCGGCCGCCGCCUUCCAGGAGGCACUGUGUCUCCUGGAGGAGAAGGCCCUCCUGGACCAGGUGGACAUCCGCUUCGGCUGGUCCCUGGCCCUGGGCUGGAUCAGCUUCAUCACUGAGCUGUUCACCGGGGUGGCCUUCAUGGUGGCGGCCCGUGUGCUCAGCCUGAGGCAGAGGCAGGACCAGGCCGUCUGAGCCCGGGUGCCCGGUCCGCUGGGAGGGAGGGGC
Molecule: messenger RNA, 780 nt
Organism: Leopardus geoffroyi (Geoffroy's cat)
Lineage: Eukaryota; Metazoa; Chordata; Mammalia; Carnivora; Felidae
Gene: TMEM114
Product: transmembrane protein 114
Exons: 4
Coding region: 76-747 (223 amino acids)
Cellular component (GO): apical plasma membrane
Source: RefSeq, a predicted model, not a curated record